Molecule: messenger RNA, 798 nt
Organism: Alternaria ethzedia
Lineage: Eukaryota; Fungi; Ascomycota; Dothideomycetes; Pleosporales; Pleosporaceae
Exons: 2
Coding region: 1-798 (265 amino acids)
Cellular component (GO): intracellular anatomical structure
Molecular function (GO): oxidoreductase activity, acting on NAD(P)H, oxygen as acceptor
Source: RefSeq, a predicted model, not a curated record
AUGAUCAACGUUCCCCAAGCAACCGAGCUCAAGGACCUCUUCAGCCUCAAGGGCAAGGUCGUCAUCGUCACUGGUGCCUCCGGCCCAACCGGUAUUGGCACAGAGGCUGCCCGAGGAUGCGCUGAGUACGGCGCCGACCUCGCCAUCACCUACAACUCUCGCGCUGAGGGCGCCGAGAAGAACGCAAAGGAGAUGAGCGAGAAGUACGGCGUCAAGGUCAAGGCCUACAAGUGCCAGGUCAACGACUACUCCGCCUGCGAGAAGCUCGUCAACGAUGUCAUCAAGGACUUCGGCAAGGUCGAUGUCUUCAUCGCCAACGCCGGAAAGACUGCCGACAACGGUAUCCUCGACGCUACCGUUGAGCAGUGGAAGGAGGUCAUCGAGACCGACUUGACUGGUACCUUCAACUGCGCCCGUGCCGUCGGUCUCCACUUCCGCGAGCGCAAGACCGGCUCCCUCGUCAUCACCUCCUCCAUGUCCGGCCACAUUGCCAACUUCCCCCAGGAGCAGGCCUCCUACAACGUCGCCAAGGCUGGCUGCAUUCACCUUGCCAAGUCUCUUGCCAACGAGUGGAGGGACUUUGCCCGUGUCAACUCCAUCUCCCCCGGAUACAUUGACACUGGUCUCUCCGACUUCGUUCCCCAGGACAUCCAGAAGCUGUGGCACUCCAUGAUCCCCAUGGGCCGUGACGCCAAGGCCACCGAGCUCAAGGGUGCCUACGUCUACUUCGCCUCUGACGCCUCAUCCUACUGCACUGGUUCCGAUCUCCUCAUCGACGGUGGUUACUGCGUCAGGUAA